AGCACUAUAUGGCAGUUGAGAAGGGGAGGGCAAGAGCUCGGCCGCACUCGGGGCCGCCUGCGCUCAUCAAACGCUGCUCAUUGAACACACAGUGAGGCAGAGCUGGAGUGGAAAUAUUUUUAUGCCGCAAUAUGCGUGAAUUUCUAAAAUAAACCCGGGGUUGCUGGAGCCCUUCUGAGGGAGGUCUGGAUCAGUACCCAUCUGUGCGGGCCCUGAGAGGCCGACCCGUCAGACGGGCAUCAGCCGAGCACAUUACAUGCCAGCGUCUCUUCUCCGAGGUUGAAUCCCCUCUCCCCUGAAACUCUUUCAUUCAUCAGAAAGAGCAGAGGAUAUUUUGACCCUAGUGCGGCAGCCGGGCUGCUCCUCAACACACAGAUGAAUGAAGACCCCAUUCGGGAAGAACGCCGCCCAGAGAUCCAGAGCUGAUGCAGGGCAUGCUGGUGUCUCUGCAAAUAUGAUGAAGAAAAAGAACUCUCAUAAGAAACACAAAAGCAGCGUAGGCCCCACCAAAGCAGUGGCUCAGCCGCGGAGGAACAUCGUGGGCUGUCGUAUCCAGCACAUCUGGAAGGAGGGCAGCGGCACGGCGUCACAGUGGAAAGGCACAGUUUUAGACCAGGUGCCCGUCAACCCUUCGCUCUACCUGAUCAAAUACGACGGCUUCGACUGCGUCUAUGGCCUGGAGCUGCAUAAAGAUGAGCGUGUGCAGGGACUCGAGGUCCUGCCAGACAGACUCGCCUCGACGCGCAUCAGUGACGCUCACCUGGCAGACACCAUGAUCGGGAAAGCCGUGGAGCACAUGUUCGAGACGGAGGAUGGCACUAAGAACGAGUGGAGGGGAAUGGUUCUGGCCCGGGCGCCCAUCAUGAACACAUGGUUCUACAUCACGUACGAGAAAGACCCGGUGCUCUACAUGUAUCAGCUGCUGGAUGACUAUAAAGACGGAGAUCUGAGGAUCAUGCCAGACUCCAACGACUCACCCCCGGCGGAGCGUGAGCCCGGAGAGGUGGUGGACAGCCUCGUGGGGAAGCAGGUGGAAUACGCCAAAGAGGACGGCUCUAAACGAACUGGGAUGGUUAUCCAUCAGGUGGAGGCCAAGCCCUCCGUCUACUUCAUCAAGUUUGAUGACGACUUUCACAUUUACGUCUAUGACCUGGUGAAAACAUCGUAAGGUGGCGACACGAGACGAGGAGAGGGGGAGGAGUUUCACCUAACCAUGUGAUCCACAAACAUUUUUUGCCAAAAGUUCUCUCAGAACGUUUCUCAUAACAUCUUUUGAAAAUGUAACGCUGGAUAUUUCGGUGGAUUACCGCUAGUCAAGUGUCUCUUAUCGUUGAUGGAUGAACGGACAUCCCAUCCCCCGACAUACACACGUAGCUUCAUAUUUCAGAGGUUCGUCUCGAGCAUUUCCCAUUCCUGUUAGUUGUUCCGAAGACGUUCGUCGGGAAAAUACCAUCUGGCCUUUCUGGGCUGUUAAAGUGUUCAUCUGUUGGACUGUAACAGCUCCAUCUUGGGUUAAAAAUUCAAGCUUGCAGCAUUCGCCGAUCCUGGGGAAACGGUGAAAAUGAAAUGCGCAAGGCUUUUAUCAUUUCAGACGUGAGAAAUGCGGCGGUCCUUGAGGAAUGGGGAGCGUUCGGGACGUCCUAAACCACGUAAAAGUGCCAGGAGGUGGAGGGCGGGAGAUGAUGUCUGUAAAUAAGACAUCUUUCUGUCCUUGAUGUCUUCGAGUCGGUUUCCAGAUGUUUCACGUUUUAUCCCUCCGUCUUCUGGUUCUCGCACACGAGCUCUGCUGUCACUGAAACGUAGGCAUUUGUGGCGUGAAACCAUACUGUUGUGUUUUUAUGUAUUUUGUUUUCUUCUUUUUUUAUUAUGCAUAUAUAUAUAUA
Carassius carassius (crucian carp) is the source of this 1883-nucleotide messenger RNA. RefSeq names its product spindlin-Z-like. The record is from RefSeq and is a predicted model, not a curated record. Bases 380 to 1168 code for a protein of 262 amino acids. Gene Ontology annotation, biological process: gamete generation. The transcript has 6 exons. Lineage: Eukaryota; Metazoa; Chordata; Actinopteri; Cypriniformes; Cyprinidae.